This is a messenger RNA of Lachancea sp. 'fantastica', 2004 nucleotides long. The record is from the annotation of a GenBank genome assembly. NCBI's taxonomy places the organism in Eukaryota, Fungi, Ascomycota, Saccharomycetes, Saccharomycetales, Saccharomycetaceae.
AUGCAUCAGUCUCAGCUGUCUGUCAACUCGGUUCAGUCGCUCAUCGAGCCUACAACACCGCCGCUUGGCCAAAUGAACAAUCGCCAAAACCACCAACGCACGCAUUCGCUCGAUCUUUCAGGCUUCAACCAGUUCAUCCAGGGCAACUCGCCCUUGAUGCCGCUGCCAUUGUCUCCUGCAACCCCUGCAAUGGCCGGACAUCGACAAAAAGUCAAAUCCAUGCCGUUGAUCAGCGAAUUUGGCGCGCCCGUAAGAAGUGUGAGCGGGUCGACCGCAUCUUCUGGGUCGAAUGGCUCCAACAACGUUCCCGCAGACCUCAAUUGGAUGCCACUGGAAGACUUGGACUACGUCAAAUUGGCCACAGACCAAUUCGGGUGCCGUUUUUUACAAAAAAAGCUCGAAAACCCAAACGAGUGCUGCACCAUGCGUGAUCUCAUGUACGACCAGAUCAGUCCCUUCUUUUUGGACCUCAUCGUCGACCCGUUUGGCAACUACCUGAUCCAGAAGCUCUGUGAGUGUUUGACUACGGAUCAAAAGACGCAAUUGGUCGAAAAAAUCUUCCCCCACGUAUUCCAAAUCUCCAUCAACCAAUACGGCACCCGGUCGCUUCAAAAAAUCAUAGACUCGCUCGACACCGAGGCCCAGGUCGACAUGAUUAUCUCGGGAUUCGGCCAGCGCCAUACCUCGAUCGAUCAGGUCGUCGUGCUCAUCAACGACCUUAACGGCAACCAUGUUGUUCAGAAAUGCAUAUUCAAAUUCCCACCUUCCAAAUUCGACUUCAUCAUCGAUGCUAUUGUCGACCACAACAACAUCGUGAGGAUCUCUACCCACAAACAUGGCUGUUGCGUCUUGCAGAAAUUGCUAAGUGUUUGCACUCUGCAACAAAUCUUCAAAAUAUCCGUUAAGAUCGUACAGUUUUUGCCCCAUUUGAUCAACGAUCAAUUCGGCAACUACAUUAUACAGUUUCUCUUGGACAUAAGAGAACUUGAUUUCUACUUGUUGGGCGAAAUCUUCGAUAAACUAUCUGUUGAAAUGUGUCAGCUCUCUUGUCUCAAAUUCUCUUCAAACGUUGUGGAAAAAUUCAUCAAAAAAUUGUUCAUGAUCCUGAAAGUGUCGUUUCCUCCUGCUGCCACUAAAAAUAAGGCUAUCCCAGAUGACGUAUCGAUGGUUGCGAUGAAGAUUCUGCUAGCAGUUAUUGACAUCUUCACUGCCAACCUCAAUGUCCUCAUUAGGGACAAUUUUGGCAACUAUGCCCUCCAAACUCUCUUGGAUGUCAAAAACUAUACUAAGCUUUUGCAGUUUUCUGAUAACACUUUUGGGCACAUUCCAACGGGUACAUUGAAUUUUAGUCAGGAAUUUACCUUGAAAGUGACAAACUUGGUUAUUUUGACUAAAGAACUAUUGCCAAGCAUCAAGACUACGUCAUACGCCAAGAAAAUCAAACUCAAAGUGAAGGCUUUCAUUGAACUCACUGGUCUUGUAGUGAAUGAUAACUUCCCAGGCAAAACUACUCCAAUGAAUGGCCAGCACCAAAACAACAGCCGCAGACAGCAUGCCCGGCACUACUCUUUACCAGCAAAUGCUUAUCGACACCGCAGGAACAGCAGUUCUUUAUCCAUGUCAUCAGGAUACCCGGCUUAUCAACCCCAACAGCAUAUUGUCCCGCCUUUCUCUUCCGGAGGCGACGCUUUCGGGAUCCCCUCUCAAGUGUUUCCUGGUAACAACUCUAAUCAAAUCAAUCAAAACUUUUAUUCGAUGCAACAGAGGCCCACCAGCAUCAUAUACAAUCAACAUCCAGAACGAUUGCGCUCCGUUGGAAACGGGCCAAUCUCCUCGGCCGCCAUGUCAGCAAACGACCUUGCAUAUAACGAUCCCCGUUUGAUGCAGAUGCCAAAAGCUCAGACUGAUACCCAUCUUUACAACCCUGCUAACGAGUCAAACCAGGACUUGUACAUGAACAGCAACAACUAUGAAAAUCUCAAUCACAAUGGUUUUUACUACUGA